CUUUAAGGCUGAAAUGUAUCUAGAACACCAAAAGUAGAAGCUAUAACAGGAUUUUGCAGCCCUUUGAGAGUUGAGAGUUGAGACCCAUUGGGCAACUAGUGGCCUAAAGCCCAAUUUUGAAGGUUCUUACAUAAAUUCCCAAGGUUGCUGACCUGUUUUCGGAACUUCCAAAGCUCUCCAACGGCACACACAAAGACAGCGAUAUAAUUCAGCUUAGUUAUUAUCGAAGCCUUAUUACCAUAUAUAACCAACCAAGGCGUGAGUAGGAACUCGAAAGAUUGAUUGUUCAAGGUUUUUGCAGAUCAGAUAGUUUUUGAUAUUCAACAUAUAGUGAAAUGGCAACUGCUACUUCAAACAUGCAUGUUGCUAUAGCAAAACCCUUCACUUUUGCUUCAUGUGAAGUUUCAAAGCCAAGUGUUGCAGUUUUCAGCAGUGGAAUUAAAGAGGCGCCAUGGAUGAAGCUUAAGAGCUCUUGUCACAUCUCUUCAACACAUGUAAUAUCUCAGAAUAUUACACCCAACACCCUGAAAUUUAAUCGAAUUGUCACAAAAGCAAUGUCCGAGUCAAAUGACACAAAACCCCUCCCUGGAUUACCUGUCGACCUCAGAGGAAAAAGGGCAUUCAUUGCUGGAAUAGCUGAUGAUAAUGGAUAUGGAUGGGCAAUAGCAAAAUCUCUAGCUGCUGCUGGAGCUGAAAUCCUUGUUGGCACGUGGGUCCCGGCACUCAAUAUAUUUGAGACAAGUCUUCGAAGGGGAAAGUUUGAUGAAUCACGUGUGUUGCCAGAUGGAUCUUUGAUGGAAAUUACUAAAGUUUAUCCCUUAGAUGCAGUUUAUGAUUGCCCUGAAGAUGUUCCUGAAGAUGUAAAAGCAAAUAAACGUUAUGCUGGAUCCUCAAAAUGGACUGUUAAGGAAGUUGCUGAAUCUGUAAAAGAGGACUUUGGCACCAUUGAUAUUCUUGUGCAUUCACUAGCUAAUGGACCCGAGGUUAGCAAACCACUAUUGGAAACAUCAAGGUAUGGGUAUCUUGCAGCUAUCUCAGCAUCCAGCUACUCUUAUGUAUCUUUGCUCCAGCAUUUUAUCCCAAUAAUGAACCCAGGGGGUGCUUCAAUUUCUUUAACCUACAUUGCAUCUGAAAGAAUCAUACCAGGAUAUGGUGGAGGUAUGAGUUCAGCCAAGGCUGCUUUAGAGAGUGACACAAAGGUACUUGCUUUUGAAGCUGGAAGAAAACAUAGAGUCAGAGUGAACACUAUAUCUGCAGGACCAUUAAGAAGUCAGGAGGUGGGAAACGCGGCUGCUUUUCUGGCGUCCCCAUUGGCUUCGGCCAUCACAGGGACAGUUUUGUAUGUGGACAACGGUCUCAAUGCAAUGGGAGUUGGAGUUGAUAGCCCGGUGUUUAAGGAUUUGAACAUUCCAAGAGACAGCAACAAAAGUUAG
Messenger RNA from Lactuca virosa, 1433 nucleotides. Lineage: Eukaryota; Viridiplantae; Streptophyta; Magnoliopsida; Asterales; Asteraceae. The record is from the annotation of a GenBank genome assembly.